This is a messenger RNA of Selaginella moellendorffii, 1566 nucleotides long. RefSeq names its product agmatine hydroxycinnamoyltransferase 1. NCBI's taxonomy places the organism in Eukaryota, Viridiplantae, Streptophyta, Lycopodiopsida, Selaginellales, Selaginellaceae. The record is from RefSeq and is a predicted model, not a curated record. Bases 114 to 1388 code for a protein of 424 amino acids. The transcript is spliced from 2 exons. Gene Ontology annotation, molecular function: acyltransferase activity, transferring groups other than amino-acyl groups.
UCCACUUCUCCCUCGCCAGGGAUUUAGGUCGCGCUCGGCACGAUUCUCGUGGGAAGGGUUUGAUCGAUACAAUCCAGUAGGGCGCCAUAGCCAGGUCGAUCGAGCUGCACAGGAUGAAGGUAACGCGUGGCGAGGCCCGGAUCAUCAAGCCCUCGGCUCCAGCGGCGGCGUCGCUACCGGCAUUCAUCCCACUGAGCAGCUCGGAUCUGGUGGUUCCUCGCGUCCAUGUGGAGAUUAUCUACGCGUUCAAGGCUCCGGCUCCUCCAGUGGCGGAUCUCGAGGAGGGACUGGCCAAGGUUCUCUCGGAUUACAGGGAAUGGGCGGGGCGGCUGGGCAAGGAUGAGAAUGGGCGGGCUGUGAUUGAUCUAAACGAUGAGGGUGUGGUCUUCAUCGAGGCAGAGAUCGAUGGCGAGCUUGAAAGUGUCAUGCCUUUCAAUCCCAGUCCACUGCUGCUGGAUCUGGUGCCUGUUAACAGAGGUGUUCCCGAGCUCCUCCUCAUCCAGGUAACCAAAUUCACUUGUGGUGGAAUCACUGUGGGAGUGGCAAGGCAGCACCAAGUCGCGGAUGGAGAAGGUGCCAGCGCUUUCAUGAAUGCCUGGGCCAGCAUUGUCAAGAAGACUCCAAUCGUUCCUCCAAAGCACGACAGGUCUUUCCUCAUGGCCAACGAUCCACCGCAGCCAAAGUUCGAGCAUCCAGAGUACAAGCGUCCUCCGCCCAAGGCGGACGCUACUCAGCCCGAGUAUCCCCCACUCUCGGUAAAGAAGCUCCACUUCAGCAUCGAUCUCCUCAAGAAGAUCAAGCAGUCGGCGACGACAGAAGGCGAUGCCCGAGGACCCUCUACGUUCGUCAGCCUCACGAGCCAUCUCUGGAAGUGCAUCACUCGGGCCCGUGGCAUCGAUGGUGAAGUCCAAACCCGAGUUUUGAUCGCGGCCAACGGGCGAAAGAGGCUCGUCCCUCCCAUCCCCGACGACUACUUCGGCAACGUCAUCUCCCACGCCAGCAGCCACAGCACCGCGAAGGAUCUCCUGGAGAAACCAGCAUCCUACGCCACGGAUCUCAUCCAGGCUUCCAUCAAGCGGCUUGACAACGAGUACAUCCGCUCCCAGAUGGACUGCGUGGAGCUCCAGCAGAAGAACCCCGUCCAGAUCGCGAGGAGUGGCAAGACUGUGCUGAGCCCAAACUUGAGCGUGACGAGCUGGGUGCAGCUUCCAAUCUACGAGCUCGACUUUGGCUAUGGAACUCCGGUGUUUGCUGGCGGGCCUUACGUGCCAUUCGAGGGGAUUAGCAUCAUGCUCCCUUCCUACACCAGGGAUGGAAGCAUCGACGUGAUCAUCGGCCUGUUUGAACCAGAUAUGGCCAAGCUCCAGGACAUUUGCUUCGAUGUAUAGCAAGUGGAAUCCAUCGCAAGUCCUUGACCGGAGCUUGAAUGAAUCGAUUGGCUCUUAUCUAGAAAAGCUUUCAUGAGUUCCAGAAUGGAGUGAGAAUCUAUACUGGAGUUUAUAUGGUGAGAGCACACUGUCAUUUACUAAGAAUCAAGAUUGAACGAGGAUAAACACGUUAAUUUCA